Molecule: messenger RNA, 1969 nt
Organism: Dicrocoelium dendriticum
Lineage: Eukaryota; Metazoa; Platyhelminthes; Trematoda; Plagiorchiida; Dicrocoeliidae
Source: the annotation of a GenBank genome assembly
ACAUAAUCAGAUCAGAUAACAAUAACGCGCGCAUAUGGGCCAGGCACUUACCGGCUGAAAGAUGGCCGCACAGUCAACACACGGUGGUUAUUCACAAGUAGCACCUGCCACCAAUCUCACUGCCGAAACCACGCAUAACACGCAGCUCCACAGGACAGGCCGAGAACUAAGACCACCGAAUCGAUAUGGUUUCGGCACAUCACCUGAUUGAACGGAGAGGUGAUGUGGGUGUGUGUACAACAUGCGUGACGACAUGUGCACACAACCCCAGGCACACAUACACUACGGUUUCUGCAGGCAAUCGAUUUUCAUCCCAUUCAAAGUUUCCCAACUGUAUGCGAUCCAGUUCCACUUGGUGGAUAGAACUCACUCAGAUGAUGGAAAAUCCACCUCACGCUUUGCGACUACACCAGAUCCAUUCAUCAAUGCCAUUCGGGUGCACGAAUUAUGUUCCAGAAGAGGAAACUCGCAAUUUGUGUGCCAGCUUCCCUGAAGCGGAUAUCUUGCAACCAUUUAAGGAAAUUGCCACAAACGCGAAUCCACGCAGAGAAAGUUUUGAGAUAACAGCAAAGGUGCCUAUUAGCCGAAGUGAAACUUUGGACUAUUGUAAAGAUCUUUCUUUGCGAUCGCUAUCCCACCCGGAUUAUCGAAAAUUGUCAUGGACUUAUCUGCAAGGUGACUAUGAGGACUCGUUGGAUUACAGUCGUCGAACGAGAGUUACGAAAGCCACCAGCCCGAAUUCUCUUUAUGUCGGUGAGAAGCGCACUUCUGUGCCAUCAGAGAUUCUCAUCUCUAAGCUAGAAUCUCGUUACCGUACGGGCAAUGCUAUCCCUUUUUGCCUGAAUCCUCAGGCGGCUUAUUUGAUUCACCACUCUUCCAUUACUGGGCAACGGAAGCGCGUCGAACAAGAGUUGGGAACAUGCGUUGUCUAUCUGAACGAUCGUGCUCAUUUCAAAACAUUGGAACGCCGCUUGCAAGCCCGACUUGAGCGUAAAAGCGAUGAAGAUCACCACAAUCGCUCGUGUAUCGAACGUAAGAAAACCAGGGGGGCUCUGAGGGGAGAAUGGGGUGAUUUUUCCCCAACACUGCAAAAGGGGGAAUUAGGACCAGACCCACUGGAAGGCAGUCCGCCCAAAUUUCGUUUUUCCAAGAGAUCCAACUUACAAGAUAAAAGUAAAGAUUAUUCGCCUGACUUUGCAUCUGCGGACGUGAGCCGGUCCAUAUCAACGAAAGAAAAUCUAAACGAAGCAUCUGAACCCCUGCUGACGCGGACAGUCACUGAAGACAGCGCCGUUCAAAACAGCAAACGGUCAGCAGGUUUGUCAUCUUCUCCCCUCAAGUCUGGCUCCGCUGAAGGCUUACUAAGUUCCCGUUUAAGCAUGCGAACUCUUUACGAUACCGCUGAGAAAUCGGUGAGAUCCCAACAGCCGCCCCGGAAUUUGACUCUCAAAUACACAAAUUUAUCCUGGGAACGAAUGUAGUGUCACGCCAUGUGUCAAUCGAUUUAUUCCUUUGCUUAUGCUACACGGACCUGGACUGCUUUCGGCGCGAAGUUUCACUGCUGUUCCCCUAAGAUGAGCAGCUGUUUCAUACCUCGUGCUUCCGACCGUGUUCAGUGUCACAACAUCAACGCUUUCAAACUGCAUCACCACAAGCAUUUCAUAUCCAUACAUCAAGGCGUGAGCAGCGAUCGUCUUGCGGUUAAUGCACUGUGUAGUGCAGUUCAAAAUGGUCAGAAAAGCUUAGGUCGGCAGACGUCGAUCGGAGUCACCCACCACAUAUUGUGAGUUCGAUAUACAAUGUGUGUGUGUGGGGGUACAUAUUCGAAGGCCGAAUUUUUGUUGUGCGCAUCACGUACUGAACAAUCCCUACUCACCGCAUAUCGUUGCAACUGCUGCGCCAGCAACGAAUGCAUCAAACAAAAUAUAUCGAAUUGCAUGUUCAAAUGCGUGAUAAAAUUAUUUUCUGC